AGCCGGGCGACUUCAGAGGCGCCGGCCCGUCCGCCUGCCGCACCUGAGCGCGGCCCCUGCCGGAGCCUGGCCCGCCGCGAUGCUGUAGGGACCGCCGUGUCCUCCCGCCGGACCGUUAUCCGCGCCGGGCGCCCGCCAGACCCGCUGGCAAGAUGCCGCGCUCCUUCCUGGUCAAGAAGCAUUUCAACGCCUCCAAAAAGCCAAACUACAGCGAACUGGACACACACACAGUGAUUAUUUCCCCGUAUCUCUAUGAGAGUUACUCCAUGCCUGUCAUACCACAACCAGAGAUCCUCAGCUCAGGAGCAUACAGCCCCAUCACUGUGUGGACUACGGCAGCUCCAUUCCACGCCCAGCUACCCAAUGGCCUCUCUCCUCUUUCCGGAUACUCCUCAUCUUUGGGGCGAGUGAGUCCCCCUCCUCCAUCUGACACCUCCUCCAAGGACCACAGUGGCUCAGAAAGCCCCAUUAGUGAUGAAGAGGAAAGGCUACAGUCCAAGCUUUCAGACCCCCAUGCCAUUGAAGCUGAAAAGUUUCAGUGCAAUUUAUGCAAUAAGACCUAUUCAACUUUUUCUGGGCUGGCCAAACAUAAGCAGCUGCAUUGCGAUGCCCAGUCUAGAAAAUCUUUCAGCUGUAAAUACUGUGACAAGGAAUAUGUGAGCUUGGGCGCCCUGAAGAUGCAUAUUCGGACCCACACAUUACCUUGUGUUUGCAAGAUCUGCGGCAAGGCGUUUUCCAGACCCUGGUUGCUUCAAGGACACAUUAGAACUCACACGGGCGAGAAGCCUUUUUCUUGCCCUCACUGCAACAGAGCAUUUGCAGACAGGUCAAACCUGAGGGCUCAUCUGCAGACCCAUUCUGAUGUAAAGAAAUACCAGUGCAAAAACUGCUCCAAAACCUUCUCCAGAAUGUCUCUCCUGCACAAACAUGAGGAAUCUGGCUGCUGUGUAGCACACUGAGUGACGCAAUCAAUGUUUACUCGAACAGAAUGCAUUUCUUCACUCCGAAGCCAAAUGACAAAUAAAGUCCAAAGGCAUUUUCUCCUGUGCUGACCGACCAAAUAAUAUGUAUAGACACACACACAUAUGCACACACGCACACACACACACACACACACACACACAGAGCUGCAAGAGCACGGAAUUCAUGUGUUUCAAGAUAAUCCUUUCCAUGUGAAGUUUAAAAUUACUAUAUAUUUGCUGAUGGCUAGAUUGAGAGAAUAAAAGACAGUAACCUUUCUCUUCAAAGAUAAUAUGAAAAGCACAUUGCAUCUUUUCUUCCUAAAAAGAAUGCGAAGAUUUACAUUGCUGCCAAAUCAUUUCAACUGAAAAGAACAGUAUUGCUUUGUAAUAGAGUCUGUAAUAGGAUUUCCCAUAGGAAGAGAUCUGCCAGACGAGAACUCAGGUGCCUUAAAAAGUAUUCCAAGUUUACUCCAUUACAUGUUGGAUGUCUGGUUGCCAUUGUUGAACUAAAGCCUUUUUUUGAUUACCUAUAGUGCUUUAAAGUGUAUUUUUUAAAGGGAGGAAAAAAUAACAAGAACAAAACACAGGAGAAUGUAUUAAAAGUAUUUUUGUUUGGUUUUGUUUUUGUCAAUUAACAGUAUGUGCCUUGGGGGAGGAGGGAAAGAUUAGCUUUGAACAUUCCUGGCGCAUGCUCCAUGUCUUACUAUUUUAAAACAUUUUAAUGAGUUUUGAAAAUUAAUUAAAGAUGGGAAUAAGUGCAAAAGAGGAUUCUUACAAAUUCAUUAAUGUACUUUAAACUAUUUCAAAUGCAUACCACAAAUGCAAUAAUACAAUACCCCUUCCAAGUGCCUUUUUAAAUUGUAUAGUUGAUGAGUCAAUGUAAAUUUGUGUUUAUUUUUAUAUGAUUGAAUGAGCUCUGUAUGAAACUGAGAUGUUUUCUAUAGCUAUGUCUAUAAACAACCUGAAGA
Molecule: messenger RNA, 1930 nt
Organism: Macaca mulatta (Rhesus monkey)
Lineage: Eukaryota; Metazoa; Chordata; Mammalia; Primates; Cercopithecidae
Gene: SNAI2
Product: snail family transcriptional repressor 2
Biological process (GO): regulation of DNA-templated transcription
Molecular function (GO): DNA-binding transcription factor activity, RNA polymerase II-specific; RNA polymerase II cis-regulatory region sequence-specific DNA binding
Source: RefSeq, marked provisional